AUGCUAUCAGCUCCGAUAAACGAAUCGAUAGGGAGGCGAACAACGAAGUGCGUGGUAGUGGUCAAAUUGAGUCGACUCCUUACCUGCUAUAUACGACGUCGAUGUAUUAUCGCAUUUUCUAUCAUGUCAGUUUUUCUUCUUAUUGGACGGGGCAUAUUAUUCAAUUCUUCCAAUAAGAGGCCACAGAAUCUGUUAUCGGAUCAAGAAAUAACACAGUCAGUUGUUAACGAUAAUGGGAAACCUAUUGCUGUGGUUUUAGUUAUGGCAGCGAAAAGGGAACGUGCUAUUAGAAAUCACUUAGAUCAAUUAAUAAAAUUACGACCUUCUGCCGUACAUUUUCCCAUUGUUGUCAGUCAAGACGGAGAUAAUCAGGCGGUGAUGGAAGCGAUUUCAUCUUUUACUAAUGAGGAAAAGAAAAUUAGCUAUAUUCAUUAUAAGGAAGAAGCAAAGCAUCCUGGUGAUUUGGAUUCUGCUUCCAAUAAUUAUUUUCGCAUUGCACAUCAUUAUAAAUGGGCUCUUGACAAAGUAUUUUUUGAAAUGAAGCAUGAGAUAGCGAUCAUUACUGAAGAUGAUCUUGAUUUAGCGGAUGAUUUCUUUUCGUAUUUUGCGGCAUCAAAACCAAUACUACUUAUUGAUGAAACGAUUUGGUGUAUCAGUGCAUGGAACGACAAUGGAGGUGCUGAUAUUACUGAUCGUAAACAUGGAGAGAAACUUUAUAGAACAGAUUUUUUCCCAGGAUUAGGAUGGAUGCUUACGGCAAAGUUAUGGAAUGAAUUAUCAGCCAAUUGGCCCGAGAUGUACUGGGAUGAUUGGAUGAGACGUCAAGAUGUACGCAAAGAGAGAGUUUGUAUCCGACCAGAAGUUUCAAGAACUUCUCAUAAUAAUAACCUAGCGGGGAAAGGUUCGAGUGGUGGACUGUACAAGAAAUAUCUGGCCUCUAUUCGUUUGCCUGAAGUAGCAGUUGAUUUUUCGAAAUUGGAUUUAAGCUAUUUAAUCAAAACUAACUACGACAGUUUAUUAAAUCAAAUAAUGUCACGUGCUGCUAUGUUAUCAGUAGAUGAAUUUUUGGGUGGGACUUUUUCUGGAUCCGGUCCAUUCUUUAUUACAUAUAAAACGCCCAGGGAAUAUCGACGGCUUGGAAAAUCUGUUGGAUUGAUGCUUGAUAUUAGGUCUGGAAUGCCACGAACCGCAUAUUACGGCAUCGUAACUUUCAUGUAUAAUUCGGAACGUUUUUACGCAGCUCCGGAAAAGUUAAAUCUUUCUGCAUAUGAUUUUGGUCUGCAGCCUUCAUCUUACUAUUAUGACGAAAAAUGGGAUAAAAUGACUCGUUACCUCGAAUUCCAGGAAACGUACUGCAUACCUACAAAGUAUAACGGAAAAUGCGACCCGAAGGAUCCAGAUCUUAUUGCAUGGUUUAAGAAAAAGAGGUUAUCAAAAAGACUGAAGCAUUGGGGUGAAAUGAUCGUUAACUAA
Messenger RNA from Cercopithifilaria johnstoni, 1473 nucleotides. Lineage: Eukaryota; Metazoa; Nematoda; Chromadorea; Rhabditida; Onchocercidae. The record is from the annotation of a GenBank genome assembly.